AUGUCAGACGUGUUUCGAAAGUCGCUGAAAUAUUGCCCAACUCUGGUGUCGACCACCGAUAUUGCUUAUCUACUUUUUCGUUGCUUGUAUCUCGUAACUAAUUAUUGCACCAUGGUUUGAGCCAGAUCAUGGUCACAAUGACACGUCUUAUCUUCAAAUAGUAAUCUUGCCGGUUUGAAGAGGCUUGGAGUACAAUAAACGAUUGAAGGUCGACGGUUUCCAUGCAUUAAUGUGGAAAGAAGGAGGCCGUGGAUUUGAAGUAUGAAUCUUGUCGAGAAUUCGGAUGCGCAAUACGUCGUUGAUAAUCGAUUGAAAGAUUUUAUCGAGGCUGAAAACAAGAAGCAACAAUUUCAGGUAUUGGUACAUGAGUUAACCGAUAUUUGUUGGGAGAGUUGUAUGGACAGGCCGUCAGCACGCUUGGAGGCCAAAGUUCAGAAGUGUCUUGUGAAUUGUGUGGAAAGAUUCAUCGAUACUACCAACUUUGUUACAAAUAGGUUAAAACAUAUUGCUUCAAGCUCGCAGCCUGAGCUAGGUAGCUUGGAAUGAUUAAGUCAUUCCAAGGAUUAUCACUUAUAAAGUAGUAGUAUGAAGUUUUUGUAACAUAUUUCAAUGUGAAUUAAAUCAGUAUCAAGGAUUCA
Molecule: messenger RNA, 638 nt
Organism: Dinoponera quadriceps
Lineage: Eukaryota; Metazoa; Arthropoda; Insecta; Hymenoptera; Formicidae
Product: mitochondrial import inner membrane translocase subunit Tim8 A-like
Exons: 2
Coding region: 262-546 (94 amino acids)
Source: RefSeq, a predicted model, not a curated record